Molecule: messenger RNA, 4892 nt
Organism: Sarcophilus harrisii (Tasmanian devil)
Lineage: Eukaryota; Metazoa; Chordata; Mammalia; Dasyuromorphia; Dasyuridae
Gene: ANKS6
Product: ankyrin repeat and sterile alpha motif domain containing 6
Exons: 16
Coding region: 277-2922 (881 amino acids)
Biological process (GO): innate immune response
Cellular component (GO): cytoplasm
Molecular function (GO): protein binding
Source: RefSeq, a predicted model, not a curated record
CAACUUCCACUCCACCAACCAGCCUACUGCAAGUCCGGAGGAGGGUGGGGAAGGACAGAGUAGUGGGCAAAUGAGGAUCCAAGGCUUGGAUGGGGAAAGGGGGAGAGCCUGUGAGCCAGGAAUCGGGGAGGCUGGGCCAGGGCCGGGAGGCUGCUCCAGUAAGGAGAGGAGCAGGAGGAGGAAGGGCGAGUCCUACUCGGUAUCCGGGGGGCGGAGUCGGGACUCCAGGAUCCAGGGGGCUUAGGAGGCUCUGAGGUCCCGGCUGUCCGGAGGCCGAUGGUCCCGAUGGGCGAGGGAGGGAUCCCCCCAGCCUUCCAGCUGCUGCUGCGCGCCUGCGAUCAAGGCGACACCGAGACAGCAAGGCGGCUGCUGGAGCCGGGGGCGGCGGCAGUGGAACCAGCAGAACGCGGCGUCCCGGACGAGGAGGGGGGUGCAGGGCAGACAGCGGCGGCGCUGCUGGGGCCGGUGCCCGUGGACUGCACGGAUGAAGCCGGCAACACGGCGCUGCAGUUCGCCGCGGCCGGAGGCUACGAGCCUCUCGUGAGGUUUCUACUGCGGAAGGGGGCCUCAGUCAACAGCCGCAACCACUACGGCUGGAGCCCGCUUAUGCAGGCGGCGAGAUUUGGACAUAUAAAUGUGCUUCACAUUCUCUUGGAAAACGGGGCAGAUGUCAAUGCACAGAACAGACUUGGGGCAAGUGUGCUCACCAUGGCUUCCAGAGGUGGUCAUCUCAGUGCAGUUAAGCUUUUAUUGGAAACAGGAGCCUUCGUUGACAAUUAUGAUCAUUUUAAUCACAAUGUGCUUGAGAAUGGCAACAAAGGGGACCUGCCAGACAUCACUGCCCUGAUGAUAGCUGCCCAGCAUGGACACGAGGCGGUGGUCCACCUCUUGGUGGAAUGGGGAGCUGAUGCCAAUUACAGUGUUAAGACUAUGGGCUGGAGUCCACUGAUGUUGGCAGCUCUUAAUGGGAGAGUGAGUGUGGCUCAGCAGCUGGUGGACAAAGGAGCUAACCCUGACCACGUCAAUGUGCUGGAGAAAACCUCUUUUGAAAUUGCACUUGAUUUCAAACAUAAAGAAAUGAUAGACUAUUUGGAUUCUGUUACAACUGUUAGACCCAAAACAGAUGAAGAGAAAAGACGGCCUGAUAUUUUCCAUGCUUUGAAAAUGGGAAAUUUUCAGCUAGUUAAAGAGAUUGUAGAUGAAGAUCCCAACCAAGUAAAUAUCAUUAAUGGGGAUGGAGCCUCUCCUCUGAUGCUAGCAGCUGUCACUGGACAGUUGUCUCUUGUGCAGCUGCUCGUUGAGAGAAAUGCAGAUGUUGAUAAGCAGGAUAAUGUUCAUGGAUGGACAGCACUGAUGCAGGCCACCUACCAUGGGAAUAAAGAAAUUGUUAAAUAUUUAUUAAAUCAAGGAACUGAUGUUACUCUUCGAGCAAAAAAUGGAUAUACAGCUUUUGACCUAGUCAUGCUGCUGAAUGACCCUGAUACAGAACUCGUACGGUUGUUGGCGUCAGUCUGCAUGCAAGUAAAUAAAGACAAAAACAAAUCAAUCAGCCAGUCAUCUUUGCCCCAGUCCAGGAUUAGACAAUCUUUGAGUGUCCCAGUGUUGCCAGAUGACCGAGGUGGACUGAAGUCAUGGUGGAAUAGAAUGUCCAACAGGUUCCGAAAGCUCAAGCUGACCCAAACGUUACAUCGGGGGCUUUCCAGUAAUCACCCUAUGCCUUUCACGGAUGAAUCUGAACCAUCCCUGGAUUCUACAAUGAAAGCCACACCCCAGAAUGAGACAAGAAAUUCUAGGAUUCCCGACAUUGUUACCCAAAGCAAGGAUUCUGGUCCUACACAUACGAGAAUAGAAAAAGAAGAUGCUUUAUUAACAACAAUGUUAAGAAAUGGUGCUCCUUUUACUAGACUCCCAAAUGAUAAGCUGAAAGCAGUGAUUCCUCCUUUCUUACCACCAUCAAAUUUUGAGCUGUGGAACUCAGAUCGGACUCGGAUAAAUAGAGAUGGUCAAACAGAACAAAUGAAGACUAUAUUGCCACAAAGAUCUGUCAAAUACCAUCCUGUUGGCAGUGGAAAUUCUGACAUUACAUCUGUCAGGCCUGUUAAAUUUCCAUCUGUUACAAGAAGUCCUACUUCUCCUACAAAUUCAGGAAAUUUCAACCAAUCACCCCACUCUUCUGGUGGGUCUAGUGGCAUAGGUGGAAUUAACAGACAUGGUGGAGAAAUACAUAACAGAUCAGGUGGCAGCAUAGAUAGUGUUUUGUCCCAAAUUGCAGCACAGAGGAAAAAAGCCGCAGGAUUAUCCGAACAGAAAUCCAGCCAGCAGUAUAGUCCAGUCUGUACAGCUCCUGGGUCCACCCUGCCUGAUGUCCAGGCUUCUCCAAUUUCGGGCAACAUUCAUAUUGGAAAGAAAUUGGAGACAAGCAAAAGACCUCUAUCUGGAACCUCAACUACCUCCAAAAGCACUUCACCAACACUUACCCCAUCCCCAUCCCCAAAAGGGCACAAUGCAGAAUCCUCAGUUUCCUCCUCCUCUUCUCACAGACAGUCUAAGGGGAGUGGUGGCUCUAGCAGUGGAACUAUUACUGAUGAUGAUGAGUUGACUGGAAUCCUUAAAAAAUUAUCACUUGAGAAAUAUCAGCCCAUUUUUGAGGAGCAAGAGGUGGACAUGGAAGCAUUCCUCACACUUACUGAUGGUGACUUAAAAGAGUUGGGUAUUAAGACAGAUGGUUCCAGGCAGCAAAUUUUGGCAGCUAUUUCUGAAUUGAAUGCAGGCAAGGGACGUGAGAGGCAAAUAUUACAGGAAACCAUUCACAGCUUUCAUUCUUCUUUUGAGAGCAGUGCCAGCAAUACCAGAUCUCCUGGGAACUGUCAGUCCACCACAUGUUGGGUAAGACAAGAAGAACCAGCCUCUAACAAGAGGUAGCACAGAAUGGAUGUUCUUAAAGCUUGGGAGAUUGGUUGUCAUUAUACAGAACACCAUUUUCCAGAUGUGGCCAAACUCUGCUCCUAAUGCUGCUAAAAUUCCAUGCAUUCAUCCAAAAGGAAAACAGUGACAGCUAAGCCAGCUCUUUAAAAAGAACUCUCCCUUUUCCUUGCUGCAUGGAUAGGAAGAUGGAGAAACCAGUAAGAAUGUUUCUUUCCUAGACCAAAUGAAAGAGCAUCUCCCAAAAACAAAGCUGAACAAGUAGAAGGCAAGAGUGAGGGGAGAAGCUGAAUGAAUGCAUGCAUAUAAGGCAUAUUUAUAAAUUAAAAUAAUUUCUGAAGAAUACUGUAUCAUUCAUAAAAAAAUUAAGCAGUCUUUGUAAUUAUCAAAUAGGCUUUAAGAUUUAGUCAAAGUAUCAAUAGACAUUCAGUUACACUGAGCAAACCAGAUAUAAUUUGAAGUCAACAAUCAUUUAUUAAGCACUUAAUAUUUGCCAGACACUGUGGGAAAUGGUUCCUGUCUUCAGUGUACUUGGAGGGAAACAAGACUUAUUUAGAAUAUUAGUAGUAAAGAGUACAGCAAUAACAUAUAUAAAGGAGUGAAGAAUAUGAAGAGAGUAUAUGAAUAAAAGCUACAUAGAGUUGGGGCUGGGAGCUGAUCCUGUGAUUUUAUUUGUAUAGAGAUGAAAUUCUUUCUCAGUCCCUGUUAGCAACUUCUCUGCAAUUUAGAGAAUUAGAAGUUGUCUAGAGAAGAAAUGUCAAUUACUCUCAAGUAUCAUUGGAAACAGAUCAAAAUAUAAUUGGGAAAAAUUUAACAGAAUAAAUAAAAAUAUGAUAGAACAUAAUGUUAAAAUGUGCCUUUCAAAAUGCUGCUGGAAGAAGAUUAAAAUGUAAUUGGGAAAUAUUUAACAGAUAAAUAACAAUAAAAUUGAACACAAUGUUAAUAAUGUCAUUUUCUCAGUCACUAUGUGCUGUGGGGAUUCUUAUGUACAGCUAUUUCUAUCUGACUUUGACUCUACUGAUCUGGAGCAUUGAGAUGUGUCACACAGCCAGUAUGUGUAAAUGGCUGGCUUGCAAAUUGCCACUAGGAUUCAGAGAAUGGGGAAGAUCAAUAAGGACUUAAUUAUUAACCAUUCUAUACAUUUCCACUCUAAGUGCUUGGAAAGUAAGGAUUGUUUCUUUUUUCCAAAGAAAACUUAAGACUACUGAACAAUUUAAAAAAUUAAAAGACAGUCUUCAUCAAAAAUGAUUCAAAGAUUUUAAGCUGGAAUCUUCAAAGUACAUAGUAAGUGUGUUCAGUUUUGGAAAGUGAAUUCAGUUAGCAGUAGCAGGUAAUGUUCAUUUUUCUACAUCUUCAGGUAAAUUGUAAACAGUAAAGUUCAUAGUAAGUAAAGUUCAGUUUUGGAUAGGAUAUGGAUAGGAUCUAUGAAAAGUUAGAAGUCCAAAGCAGAAGUCCAAAUGAGCAUUAAGGAUUGAAAUUAUAUUUAAAUGUCAAAAUAGAGGUAAUAAUAGAAGCCAUGGAAAUGGAUGAACUUUUUAAGAAAAAAAAAUAAGGUAGAUGGAGAAAAACAAAGGUUCACAGAUUGAGUUUCUCAUGGAGCAGAAACAUAAAUAAAAAGUAGAAAACAUCCUUUCUCUUCCUUCCCUUCACCUUUACUCCAAGGGUAUCCCUUCUCUGAGAACAAAGCAACAUCCCUGAGUAACUCUAGAUCUAUAACUCAAAUUAUUGAAAGAGUCUCUAUUUUUUCUCAACAUAUUUUAACAUAUGUACAUAUAUGCAUAUAUAUACAAAAACAUAUAUGAAGAUUUCCUUUUCUCAAAUAUUAGAUAUUUGACUUCCCUCUAUAUAAAUUUAGGAGAAAAGGAUAAACAAUGAUAUAGUGAACACUGAAUUUUGAGUCAGAAAAUAUGAGUGAGCAUCUGUCCUCUGCUUCUUACUAUGAUAUUAAAUAAAUUCCUUAAUUUUUUGGA